GCACAAAGCGAGGCAAGUUUUACUAUUUGGCAAAAAUCACAGUCUUACUUUUUCACAAAAGCUACACUUAAUUCACACCAACGAAGAUUGUUUUGUAAGUAACAAGUGUUUCAAAUACAUACACAUGAUUAUUUUAUCAAUAACAAGUGUUUUUGAUACACAAACAUGAGUUUAUAAAUUACAAAUUGUCCAUGAUAGUGCUAAUAGCGUCGUAUCAUCCCUCCUCAAUACUCCUAAGGCCUAGCUUCAAGAUUAAACACAAUUACAAUCUAACAAGAGAAUUUUAUUUUUCUUAUCCUUAAUUCAACAAUUCUAUAAAACUCUACUUCUUUGUUUUGAUUUGCAUAUUAAUAUUGGAGAUUAUACAGUACAUUCAAGGCUAUUCGUUUUGUUUUACAUUUUUCACGUUUUGCUCAUUAUAGUUUACAGCAUGGUGUACAAUAUAAAUUUCAAGUUUUAUAUAGAGAUGUUUUGUAGCUUUCUUAACUAAAUGUGUGAAAGUUAGAUGUAACGAUCCAAUCUCUUAAAUUUAGAUAAAUGAUUAAUGUUAUUCUACAAGAUAGAUAGUGUUGUGUCUAGUCGUAUUCUUUCUGUUAAAAGUAUAGUUGGGGAUUUUGGUCCAACCUAACUCAAUUAUACCCCAAUUAUAAGUUUAUAACACUCAUUAUUGGUUUGCUUGUGGUUUUUGUGUUUGAUACAACGUUAAUCAAGAUUUGUCAUGGUUGUAAUUAACACAUUAAGUAAUCUACUUCAAGUCUUCAAUGAUGAUACUUACCUAACCUAAACAAGGUUAGUCAUAUAAAUUCUAAGAUCUAGAUCAAAAUCUUAUCUUAGCUUCCGUUACAUUACAAAAUAAACCAAAAAUUUUAAUUCUCAAUCUGCUAAAUACAAAAACUCUUCAAAGUUUUUUUUAUUGUUCAUAUUGUAUAUGGUCAUAGUUCUAAUUUUAACCUUCUUUGACGAUUCACAUGUAAAAAAAAAUACUAUUCUAAAAUAAAAAGAACGUUUGAUUUAUAAAUUAGAUAGGGCAAGUAUGGAUGAUAUUAUAGUGCUAUUAGCAUCACCUCCGAUCUCAAAGGUCUUAUGAUUGAGUCUCACCCCUUUUACAAAUGAUUCCUAAAUUCCACAUACUUGCAACAAACUCUAACUUGCCCUAAAAAAACAGAAAACAAACUUGAUGGGGUGAACUAUUGUUUAGAAAUAGAAUAAGAAAACAAAAGAUCACAUAAUACAUAAUAACUAGUCAUUCGUCCUGGGCUAUGCCCCGGAUAAGGAAAAUUUUCAUUUAUUAAUAUUAUACUUUAAGAUGAUAACACUCAAUGUUAUUUGGUCGAGUGGUUAAGACUUUCAUAUAUGUUCUUGAGGUUUCGGUAUCAAAUCUUAUAGUAUGCAAUUUCUAAUUUUUUUUAUUGUCCUUUUUUACAUGGAGCAAAAGGACCUUAGGGAGAGUGUCACGUGACACCGUUUCUUAUUUAUGUACGCCUUUUAAUAUAUUUGUAUAUAUAGAUAGAUAUAAUCGUAUCCAAAUCCAUUGGCCUUUAAUAGAAUAUGACCCAUUGAUACAAGUAUACAACCCUAUUCACAAGCUCUUGUUCCUUUUGCACCAAACAAAUUUACACAAAACCUUUUGUUUCUUUCCCCUCACAUUUUCAUUUUUAUAAAAUGUCUCAAAUUCUCAAUCAUUAGUUUUUUUCAAAUUAAAAAACACCACGUCGUGGGAAUUUUUUGGACUCAUACAAACAACAACAUCACACCUUCCUUUUCGUCUUCUUUCCAACACUCACUUACAUGUUUUUCAAAUUUUGACUUCCCUCUAUCACACGUCGUCGUUUUAUCCCCCACCAUCUCCUCUUCAAAACUCUCCCUUUUACUUUAAUUCUCUCUCCUCAAAAAAAAAAAAAUACCCCCAAAAAAUGAAAACAAUCUUCUUCUUCCUCUUAAUUUUCUCUCCUCUCUUAGUUAACACAACAACCUCUGACUCGCUCACUUUCAUCCGAGCCAACUCAACGAUUCACAGCCCGAACCUAACUUUUGAACUAGGUUUCUUCACUCCGAACCUAGAAGUAGGUAACAUUUACUUAGGAAUAUGGUACGGGUCUCUUCCGACCCGAACUUAUAUUUGGGUAUGCAACCGUCAUACUCCAUUAAAAGACCUUUCUUCAGCUUCACUUUCUCUCUCCUUUGACCAACUUACAGUCUCUGACUCUGUUAACUUCGUUGUUUGGCGUUCUGACAACCUCGUACCUGCUUCCCACCUCCGUCUACUGGACUCAGGCAACCUCGUACUUCUCUCUCCUGAUAACGACGUCGUUUGGCAGAGCUUUGACCAUCCUACCGACACGUGGCUACCUGGUAUGAACUUGACUUUGAGAAGCUCCUUAACUUCGUGGAAGUCAUUGUGGGACCCUUCACCUGGGAGGUAUUCUCUGCGGUUGAGUCCACCGGAGUACGGUGAGAUUGAGCUUGUUUAUAACAAUACGGUGUCGUAUUGGAUUACAGGGAACUGGACUGGUACUUCCUUCUCGAAUGUUCCGGAGAUGACGGUUAUGUACAUUUACAGGUUUUAUUUUAAUGGUGCUUUUAGUCAAAACGCGUCGUUUGGGUUCUCGGAGGUUGCGCCGGCGGCGGCGGACGGUGGGCCCCUUCCGCUUACUAGGUUUCAGGUGGUCCCCUCUGGUGAGCUCCGGCAGUACACGUGGUCCCCGCAGACGGAGUAUUGGAACUCCUUCUGGGCCCGGCCCGAGGCCCAGUGUAGGGCCUACGGGCUAUGCGGCCCGAACGGGGUUUGCUACGGCGAGGGGUUGAGGGUGUGCGGGUGCCCGCCGGGUUUUGGGCCGGCGGAUGGGUUUGGGUGGGGUUUGAAGGAUUACUCGGGCGGGUGCCGGAGAUUAGGAGAGAGUGUGUGUGGGGAGGAUGAUGGGUUUGUGGAGGUGGGGAGUAUGAGUUUCGAAGGGGCGAAAGCGGUGUCGAUUCGAGGUGUGGUGAGUAAGGGUGAGUGUGAGAAGGGUUGUUUGGGUUUAGGUAAUUGUUCUUGUGUUGGGGUGGUUUACAAUGAGAGGAUUAAUUUGUGCAAGUAUGUAUAUGGGAGUUUGAUUAAUUUGAGGAAUUUGACUGCUGAUAAUACUAUGGGUGGUGAAGAUGAGGUAUUGUAUCUUAGAGUAGGGAAAAAUGGGUUGAAAAAGAAGGGUUUGAGUAGUAAGAUGGUGGUUUUGAUUUGUGUGGUUUUUGGGUUAUUGGCAAUUUCAGUGAUUGUGUGUUUGGUUUUAUGGGUUGUAAGAAAGGAAUUAAGGAGGAGGAGAUUAGAGGAAGAAGAGGCAGUUUUAGCUGCAACUCAUUUGAAGGUGUUCUCGUAUAAGGAGCUUCAUGGGGCGACCCGUGGAUUCUCCGAGAAGUUGGGGCAUGGUGGGUUUGGAACUGUGUUUCGUGGCACAUUGUCGGAUUCGUCUCAUGUGGCGGUCAAACGGCUUGAGCGACCGGGUAGUGGUGGGGAGAAGGAGUUCCGGGCUGAGGUUUGCACUAUUGGGAAUGUUCAGCAUGUGAAUUUGGUUAGAUUAAGGGGGUUUUGCUCUGAGAAUUCUCAUAGGCUGUUAGUUUAUGAGUACAUGCAUAAUGGUCCUUUAAGUGGAUAUUUGAAGAAAGAUGGCCAGAAUAUGAGUUGGGAUGUUAGAUUUAGGGUGGCAAUUGGGACUGCGAAAGCCUUGGCUUAUUUACAUGAAGAAUGUAGACAAUGUAUUAUUCAUUGUGACAUCAAGCCUGAGAAUAUCCUCCUUGAUUCGGAUUAUACUGCAAAAGUUUCGGAUUUUGGGCUUGCAAAGUUAAUAGGCCGCGAUUUUAGUAGGGUAUUAGCAACAAUGAGGGGAACUUGGGGGUAUGUUGCUCCGGAAUGGAUUUCUGGAGUGGCAAUUACUAACAAGGCAGAUGUUUAUAGCUAUGGAAUGACAAUGUUGGAGCUUAUUGGGGGUAGAAGAAAUGUGGAAGCACCGCCUCCCUCACCACCUAAUAAUGGUGGGUUUGAUGGGACCCACGGCAGUGGUGGAACCCGUGGUACUGGUGAUACAGGUAGUGGUGAUAAGUGGUUCUUCCCACCUUGGGCAGCUCGGAGAAUAAUCGAGGGAAACAUGGGAGAGGUGGUAGAUCAGAGGCUUGGUGUGGCAUAUGAUAGAGUGGAGGCAGAGAGGCUAGGGAUGGUGGCUGUGUGGUGCAUACAAGACGAGGAGGGGGCAAGGCCGUCAAUGGGAAUGGUGGUGAAGAUGUUAGAAGGGGUAGUAGAAGUUGGUGUUCCGCCACCUCCUAAACUUCUUCAAGCUUUGGUUGCUGAGAACUCUUUUGUUGCGGCUGAAACUGAGAACUCUUUUGGUGGAUUUGGUCCUGAUGAUAAUAGCAUUAGAGUUUCUGUAGAUUCUGUAUCAUCUCAUUCUUCUAGCAAAGCUGCUUCAUUUGUUACAAAUGCAAGUGUAUAAUUUGUUUUACAGAUGUGUGAUCUAAAGAAAUUAAUGCAACAAGUUACCAGGGUAUCAUUUCAGAUA
Molecule: messenger RNA, 4526 nt
Organism: Beta vulgaris subsp. vulgaris (sugar beet)
Lineage: Eukaryota; Viridiplantae; Streptophyta; Magnoliopsida; Caryophyllales; Amaranthaceae
Product: G-type lectin S-receptor-like serine/threonine-protein kinase SD2-2
Exons: 1
Coding region: 1914-4460 (848 amino acids)
Biological process (GO): protein phosphorylation; recognition of pollen
Molecular function (GO): ATP binding; protein serine/threonine kinase activity
Source: RefSeq, a predicted model, not a curated record